AAAUGCGUUGGUUCGCGUGCUUCGUGUUAUUGUGAGGAAACAAUCACGACACCGUAACGGUCGUGUAUUGAUAAACCGCUUGCGAUCCGGUUCUGUCGCGAGAACAACGUAGCAGUCGUCGAGCAGAUGGACACGUGAAGAGACACGCGGUGGUCAUCGUCAAAUAGCCAAUAGUUAUGUGUCAACAGUGACGAAUCGGACACGCGUUGAGUCAGCCGUUGAUCCUGCCGCUGCUGCCACGACCCACACAUGCGCGGGAAUGGCCAGGAAUUGGACGAAUUUGAACCGGCGCGGUUUUCAAUUGGUCGAAAACCUGUUGCAGGCACGAUGUCAUCACGUGAAAAACUUCGCCGAUCGCGUUCCGGCAGUUCGCAGUACGUUACAACAGAGGAGCCUGUUUCUUUCGAGUACGCGUCGCCUACCGGAGCGCAACAUGGCAGGAUUACUGAAUAAAAACAUCUGGGAUACCGAUAGCGAGCUUUUCGACUUGAUGAAGAAGGAGAAGAAUCGACAGCAGUCCGGGCUGGAGUUGAUCGCCAGUGAGAAUUUUACGUCUCUCAGUGUGCUGCAGUGUUUGAGUUCGUGUCUACACAACAAGUACAGCGAAGGACUGCCUGGUCAAAGGUAUUACGGUGGAAACGAGUACAUCGACGAGAUCGAGUUACUGACGCAGAAGCGUGCCUUGGAAGCCUUCAGUCUGAAUCCCGAGGAAUGGGGCUGCAAUGUACAGCCUUAUUCCGGCAGCCCGGCGAAUUUCGCGGUGUACACGGGCCUGUUGGGACCUCACGGGCGCAUAAUGGGUCUAGACUUGCCCGAUGGCGGCCAUCUCACUCACGGUUUCUUCACGGCGACCAAGAAGAUUUCCGCUACGUCCAUCUUCUUUGAAUCGAUGCCGUACAAAGUCGAUCCCGAGAGCGGUCUGAUCGAUUAUGACGAGGCCGCGAAGCAAGCGAGACUGUUCAAGCCGAAAGUCAUCAUCGCUGGAGUAUCCUGCUACAGUAGAUGCCUGGACUACAAACGUUUCCGUGAGAUCGCGGAUGAGAAUAACGCCUACCUCUUUAGUGACAUGGCUCACGUGUCUGGACUGGUCGCUGCUGGGAUAAUUCCCAGUCCUUUUGAGUAUAGCGACGUUGUGUCGACAACUACGCACAAGACUUUACGAGGACCUCGUGCUGGUGUCAUUUUCUUUCGAAAGGGUGUCCGAAGCGAGACAAAGGAUGGCAAAAAGAUAAUGUACGAUAUAGAGGAUAAGAUCAAUCAAGCGGUAUUCCCGGGUCUUCAAGGAGGACCUCAUAAUCACGCGAUCGCCGCUAUAGCCACUACCAUGAAACAAGUUAAAUCACCGGAAUUCGUCGCUUAUCAGAAGCAAGUGGUGGCUAACGCGAAGAGAUUGUGCGCGGGUCUACAGGAGCGGGGUUACAAGAUCAGUACCAAUGGCACGGACGUUCACAUGCUGCUGGUAGACCUACGGUCCUCGGGCAUCACCGGCUCCAAGGCAGAAAGAAUUCUAGAGGAAAUCUCUAUCGCCUGUAAUAAGAACACUGUUCCCGGUGAUAAGAGCGCGUUGAAUCCUAGUGGCAUUAGAUUAGGAACUCCCGCGCUCACUACUCGUGGUUUAGUCGAGAAGGACAUCGACAAAGUCGUGGACUUUAUAGACAAAGGAUUGAAACUCUCUAAAGAAGUGAGCGCAAUCUCCGGACCGAAGCUGGUAGACUUCAAGAAAGUAUUAACCACAGACAAGAACAUUCAAGCAAAGGUUGCAGCUUUGAAGAAGGAAGUGGAAGUUUUCUCGAGGCAGUUUUCAAUUCCUGGUUACGAGAUAUAUUGAUAUUGCGACAGUACUUUGUAAUAAAUUCGCUUCACAUAAAUUUUCCAAAUGCGUUUCGCAAUGCUCUCAGUAUAGCAUUUAACAUUUCAAUUAUUGUUAUUAAUUUGUGAUUUUAUAUAGAUAUUUGUAUUAUUAAUUAGAUAAUAUAGACUUUGGAUCUGCAAAAACAUUGCACAAGUUUUAUAUCAAUUUAUUAUCGUUAUUUGCUCUACGAACAAAUAAAUAUUUUUAGAUAAUAUGCAAUCGCGUAAAUAUAUUGAAUUAAAAAAUAUCUCUUGGCAAAUAACUAUGUGCAACACGAUUUAAAAGUAAAUGACGCGAGUGUCGAUAAUCGGCUAUAUUGUGAAACAAAUAUUGCUUUAACAAUUAGAACAACAAGAUAAACGUAUCUGCAUAUUUCACUCACACAUAUAUGUACAAUUAUUAAAUUAAAUAUUUCUGUCAGGUACAGAAAGAGGAGCUGCUAGUAAAGUAAUGUAUCAUUUUCUAUUAUUCGUUAUAUAUUUUUUCAAGUGAUUUAUAUAAAUAUAAGAUUUCUGAA
Molecule: messenger RNA, 2369 nt
Organism: Ooceraea biroi (clonal raider ant)
Lineage: Eukaryota; Metazoa; Arthropoda; Insecta; Hymenoptera; Formicidae
Gene: Shmt
Product: serine hydroxymethyl transferase
Biological process (GO): tetrahydrofolate interconversion
Cellular component (GO): nucleus; cytoplasm; mitochondrion
Molecular function (GO): pyridoxal phosphate binding; glycine hydroxymethyltransferase activity
Source: RefSeq, a predicted model, not a curated record